AUGGUGGACCUUUUAAGCGCAGAUUUCGCACCUCCAACUUUCCAACUCAAAUCAAUUCACUUCACCAUGGCUAGACAAUUCUUCGUUGGUGGUAACUUUAAAAUGAACGGUACCAAAGAUUCCGUAACUAAAAUCAUCGAAGGUUUAAAUUCUGCUGAUUUACCUUCAAAUGUUCAAGUUGUUAUUGCUCCUCCAGCUCCUUAUCUCGGUUUAGCUGUUGAAGUUAACAAACAAUCAACUGUUGCUAUUUCUGCUCAAAAUGUUUACGACAAAGCUUCAGGUGCUUAUACUGGAGAAAUCUCAGCCAAUCAAGUUUUAGAUUUAGGUGCCACUUGGACUUUAACUGGUCAUUCAGAAAGAAGAACUUUAAUCAAAGAAUCUGAUGAAUUCAUUGCUGAAAAGACUAAAUUCGCCAUUGAACAAGGUUUAUCAGUUAUUUUAUGUAUUGGUGAAACUUUAGAAGAAAGAAAAGCCGGUAUUACUUUAGAUGUUUGUGCUAGACAAUUAGAUGCUGUUUCCAAGAUCAUUUCUGAUUGGUCUAAAAUCGUUGUUGCUUAUGAACCUGUUUGGGCCAUUGGUACUGGAUUAGCUGCUACUCCUGAAGAUGCUCAAGAAACCCAUAAAGGUAUUAGAGCUCACUUAGCUAAAACCAUUGGUGAACAAUCUGAAACUGUUCAAAUCUUAUACGGUGGUUCAGUUAAUGGUAAGAAUGCUCCUGAAUUCAAGGAUAAAGUUGAUGUUGAUGGAUUCUUGGUUGGUGGUGCUUCAUUAAAACCAGAAUUCGUUGAUAUUAUCAGAUCUAGAUUAUAG
Molecule: messenger RNA, 810 nt
Organism: Yamadazyma jaroonii
Lineage: Eukaryota; Fungi; Ascomycota; Pichiomycetes; Serinales; Debaryomycetaceae
Source: the annotation of a GenBank genome assembly